Scophthalmus maximus (turbot) is the source of this 3661-nucleotide messenger RNA. It is a transcript of the gene tmem275a, whose product is annotated as transmembrane protein 275a. Bases 1163 to 1783 code for a protein of 206 amino acids. NCBI's taxonomy places the organism in Eukaryota, Metazoa, Chordata, Actinopteri, Pleuronectiformes, Scophthalmidae. The record is from RefSeq and is a predicted model, not a curated record. The transcript is spliced from 2 exons.
UUACCACAUAAUAUAGCAGGAACACAGUGGGAUGCUAACGGCAAUUCAAAUGUUGCAGCAUUCGAUUAUCAACUUCCCUUAACUACAAACUUGUUAAAUGGAAAAAUAACCAUGAAUAACGUCCCUCAACAGUGAUAACACACCCCACAACACAAAGGGUGAAUUUAAAAAAGGGCCGGAUGAAGAGAGGAGUAGACACAUGUAAACACUGCAGGCUUCAGAUGAGAGUGUACCAUGUGGCCUUCAUGACCUAUGGCUGACAUCUACCGCCAAAUUGUGGACCAUUGCCUUGCAAUACCAAUUCCCACCCACAGAGGCACUGUUGGAACCUCAAGGUUUGUACGGUGAAUGUGUUAGGUCAGAAAUGGCCCGGAGAAGGUCACAUCGAUGAAUAAUACCGACGCUGAAGUAAUCAAAACUGAUGAUGAUUUCAAUUUAUUUAAAUGAAAUUCCCCCAUAUUAUGUGACCAUGAGAUUGGUUUAAUAAACACUCGCACACUCAAACACACACACACACACACACGCACACACACACUCCAGGUUGAACGAGGGAUGGCUCGGUGAGGAGGAGGAGGAGGGGCAGUCAUCAUCCUCCAGGUGAUCUCUACGUGGCUGAUUCAGUAUGAAUUAACGACACGUGACGCCUUCACACGAUGCUUCCCGCCCGUGUCCGCUGCCGGAUGCUGACCCGCCGGGUGCCGCGCGCGCCUCGGUCCACGUCGGGAGCGCUGCGCGGUGAUGCUGCGUCUGUGUCGAGUCAACUCGCAAGACAUCACCUGAGUGAUCCGCGCUCCCUCGCCUCGCCACGGACUGAGCGGCUGUCAUGACCCGUGCCCUCAGCACCGCGAAGCUACGAAAGCAACAACAACAAAAGGGGGGGGGGGGGAAACAAAUGCCCUCGGUGUGUGUGUGUGUGUGUGUGUGUGUCAUCCUUUCGAGCUCUCAGUGAUCACGCCCGGUAAUUAGGGCCGAGAGGCGAAUCUCUUCAUUGACCGAUGUGAAGACCGUCGGUGAAUCGACAUACAAGACAAAGAUGCUUCCGUGCUGUGAACUGGACAGAGUUUUUGUAGACAUCGCCACGGGGAACGGUUCGGACUGAAACACGGGGAGACAGAACAACGCUACAGAAAGAGAGACAGAGUGAGAGGCUGGAGGAGAAAUCAUGGUCAUCACUGAUAGAAGCACCGGCACCCCUGUACCUAAAAAGGAGUCUCAGAAGAAGAAGAGGAGGUCGUCUCGCCCUCAUGGCCUGCCCUCUCCCGCACUCUGCUGUGCCUGUGGCCUGUGCAUCAUGCUGGCUGGACUCAACAUCACUCUGGUGGGAGCAUUCGCCUUCAGCACACUGGUGCCUUCUGCCAACCCCCCGAUCAUCAUUGGACCUAUCCUACUGCUGGUGGCCUUUUUGUUUUUCGGGGCCUGCUGCGUGUGCAGCCGCCUCCCCCCUCCCCACAGCUCACGGAGGUCAAAGGUGGGCGGCAGAGGCACGGGAUUGAUGGGACACGGCGGGCUGACUGGCGGGGCAGCGUUUGAAAUUGAGACCAGCGAGCACACGCUGCAGGAUACUACAGCUGUGCAGCUCAGCCCCACAUCCUCUCCUGGAUCAUCCCGGGCGUCCAGCCCAGGGAAGGAGGCUCCUGACGCUGGCCCAACAAGCUCCUGCAAGCUCUUCACCAUGGAGACCAACGGCCCUUCUUCUAACUCCGCCACGGCAGUCUACUCGGCCUCCACAGCGGCAGGAGGGGAGGUGAGGCUCAGCCUGCCACGUGAAGAAGUGGUCAACUAGCAGAGCAGAAACUCUUCCAAGGCCAGAGUGCUGGCAGUGUAAAUAUCCUUCUUGGUCGAGGGCUUGCUGGGUGUGAGUGCUUGUGUCCUCUGGUUCUACGUAGUGCCAUGUUUCUUUUUGUGACAAGUUCUCAACUGUAUGCUUUGGAUUUCUCUUGCUGUGCAGCUCACUUGGUGAUAAGCAUGCAAAAUUAAUGAAACAGUAUUUGUGUAUCAUAGGUUUUGGAAUUCGUGUUCCUACCUCUCCUGUGCUGUUUUCCUCCAAGUCGUGGGGCAUUAUGAACUGUUUUCUUGCAGAAAUCAAACCGAGUGUCUGAAGCCAUAAACAUGUAUCUUUCACUGUUUCUCUUGGUAGUGGAAAGCUCAACUGUCAGCGGUGGUUUGAGAAAACAAAACAAAAUGUGAUCGUUGAUUUGUUCUGAAAAGAUUAUAUGUGAAAGGUCAGUUGUGAAAACCAGAGUUGAAUUGUACAGAGUUGUAGGUAUGUGAUGACAUUUGACAUUCUUAUAUGCCACUCUCAGUGCUGAACUUGUUUUGGGGACAUGAAAUAUUAUAGGUCACAAAGCAAUAUUGUCUCACCUGAGAUCAAAUUCGAGGCAUUUACAGUUGUUUUCACCAGUACGUGAUUACACACCCCAACCAACACAUUUGUAAGGACCAAUGGUCCAUAUAGGAAAGUGUGUUACUGUAUAUUUACAUGUGUACAGUGUUGGCCGGUGGAAGCAUUAGUUUGACUCAUCACACACACACAACACUGUGAGCAUUUUGUUUCUCACCACAAUCUUGACAGAUCCUGAUUUCACAUCUGUAUUUUUAUUAAAGAUACCUGCAACUAGAAUAGACCACGCCAAUUUCCAAUAGAAUUACCUCAUUGUAAGGCAUUAAAAUGUGUCGUUUUGAUGAGUUUGUUAUCAAAAAACGGAAUUUACAGUGUGAUUGGACACAGAAAGAGCGUACUGUGACAUCGUUACCCAAAUGAAAUGUGUGAAUUCAAAUUUUUUGUGUGACAUGACAAACGUGAACCUCCACUGGACCUAGUGUACACAAUAUGGUGAAGCCAAGACUAAGUUUAGAUAUUUAAGUAUUUGCUCCCCAUCACUGUGAUGUCUUCUUGUCGGUUAUAAACCUGACUGGUCAAAAAAAACAAAAAAAGACAUUCAAACCCAGAUUUCCUUUUAAAGGAAAGUUGCCUUAGACUGAGAUAUCAGGAUCAAACUUAUGAGGGCUAUAUAAAAAAAUGCACAAUAGCAGCUUUCUUCAGAAAGCCUUUGUUUGGCUCUUGAUUUCUAUUCCAUGCUGUAGGGAAAGCCUCAACGGGUUUCUGUUUGUGGAUCUGACAAAUGCAUGUAAAUGGCUUCUAAAUUGUUGAACCUAGCAAUGUACAUGAAGUAGCAGGGGCUACUCCUGCAUACAAACGUACAGCCACUGAGCAGAGCAUUCCCCUUAUACAGUAUUAUCCUUCAUUUUCUGUGACAAGGCUCCUUAAAGGGAACGUUUCUCUGUCAAAGCUGUUUCUCGAGCCAAAUGAGUGUGCUGAGCUUCAUUUUGCAUGUUCGGAGAACUGAAUUGUGGAAGAUGCAAACACCCUGUUGUUAACUGUAGCUGUUAUCUGUGUAUUUCAAUUUGUGUAGCACUUACUGUAUACAAAAAUCUGAAAAGUGUAGACGGAUAUAGUAUUUUUGUGAAGACUAUAAAUUUGUUUAUUUUGAAAGUAAGCAAUCAAAUUGUGAAGCCAUUCAAAAAAAUGAAUAAAGAGGCUCUUUCAGUACAACAUGAUUUUUUUCCUUAUGAAUAGUUUGUGUGACAAGGUCCCAUGUACCUGCUAGAUUGCAUUUUGUGACAUUAUGAAGUGAAAUGAAUAAAAAAAUGUCCAACUGGA